This is a messenger RNA of Sparassis crispa, 1131 nucleotides long. RefSeq lists its product as hypothetical. The coding region runs from base 1 to 1131 and encodes 376 amino acids. The record is from RefSeq and is a predicted model, not a curated record. The transcript has a single exon. Lineage: Eukaryota; Fungi; Basidiomycota; Agaricomycetes; Polyporales; Sparassidaceae.
AUGGCGACGUACUACACCCCGCCGCGCACGUCGUCUUCGACAUGCUCGACAUCUGCCGCCAUCGCCGAUGUCGAGCAACCCGAGCCCGCCCUGGAGCCUGAAGACGAGCGGGAGCACGAACUACAGCUCACGACGCUCGAUCUCAGCUCGCACUCCAUCUACGUCUUCCCCAACCCGUCCUCUGCGCCCUCCAGCCCGGCGUCCUGCCUCUUUUCGCCCACGCCCACAGAGCUCGCCACCCUUCGCGCCCGUCCCCGGAAUCGCUCUCGCUUCGCAGACACAGACACUGCCCUCAGCGAUAGAUCCACCCUCUCCGGCCUCGUCGACGGCGACGCAGAGCUCGACGUCGACAGCGAGGACUGGUCCCUCGGCUCCCCGGGCUGCUCACCCUUAUCACCCUCCGGCUCCACCGACUCCUGGCUGCUCGAGGGCGAGGUCGCCCGCGCCGCCCGCUGGGAUGUCCCAGCCCACCUCACUCUGCAGCAGCGCACCCACCGCGCAUUCCUCCACAUGUCCGCCGUCACCCCUGCCCCACCACCCGUGCGCAUCACCCUCGACCACGCGCGGCGCUUGCAGCCCCUCCGCCCGCGCACCCGCACCCACUCGCAUGCGAGCACCUUCAGCAGGAGCCUCUCAUCCUCUGCGCGCUCGCACCACGCCCGCACCGGGCCGCCACAGCCCCAGCCACAGCCCCGCGCGCCCCUCCCGCUCCUCGCGUUUUUCGCCCGUCUCCUUGCGCUCGACCUCGACGACCCCGCCGUACGCCUCCUCACGCUCGCCGUGCCCGACGCGGACGGCGACGCGCUCCUCUUCCCGGGGUGCAGCGCGCGCCUCGGCUCGUCGCCCCCGUCCCUCUCCACCAGCGCGUCCUCUGAUUCUUCUUGCUCGGAUUCGCUACACGAACUGGACAUCGCGUGCGACUGCGACUGCGAAGUCAGCCCAGAGCCCGCGCACGGCCUGCCGCGCCUCCUCUCCGACGACGCGCGCACGGCCGCGCUCCGCUCGCUGCGCGCCGGCCUCGCCGUGCCGUUCGACUUUGGCGUCGGCGUAGGCGCGGGGCUCUGGCGCGCCGUCGGUGAGGUGUGCGUCCGCAGCGGGCAGGCCUGGCGCGAGGUCUGGUGGGGCGUGUGA